Molecule: messenger RNA, 2385 nt
Organism: Paramisgurnus dabryanus
Lineage: Eukaryota; Metazoa; Chordata; Actinopteri; Cypriniformes; Cobitidae
Product: NXPE family member 3-like
Source: RefSeq, a predicted model, not a curated record
UUUGCUUGCAGGUUGUAUAACCUGUUUGGAGAAGACACCUAGAUUAUAAUGCCACUGAUAAAUGAAUGUCAUUAAAGUAACGUUACACAUGAAGUCAGGUAACAAAAUGAUCCUUAAAAGAUGCGGAUUAUACAUUCACUGGGAGAGACCAUGUUUAAAGAUGUUGUUUAUUGGCCUGUGUCUUGGAAUUACAGGAAUUCUGGUUUUAUGGGCUUACGUGGAAAGUAAAGAAGAUAAACAUCCUCCAACCAGCUUUUUGUCACAACACUUUGCAAAACUUUACAACUCCAAAAACUCCUCCACCUCUCCUACAGAUGUUCAGCUAGAAAUCAGAUCAGAAGACUCAGAGUCAAGUUCAAGUUCAUUUUACUCUGAAUUUGGAAUCAGUUCAGAAAGUUACUCCAGUUUACAGCAGACUCUUUACUGGGCUGGACCAGACAGAACAAUCACAAAUGUGUCUAUGAGUACAAGUCCAGAUCACUCCACUUUCAUCAUUCAGAACCUGAAAGACAGCUACCAGAUAGGGGAGGAGCUUUUUGUUACUAUCCAUGCCAGAGACUUUAACAAUAAAUCUAAACGUUAUGGAGGGGAUUUCUUUCAAGCAAAGCUUUUCUCAUCCGAAAGUCCUCAAAAGGCCAGUGUGUUUGGGGAGGUGGUGUAUUUGCUCAACGGCUCCUACUCUGUGCGUUUUCUUCUGCCGUGGGUUGGACAGGCACAGGUGGCUGUGCGUCUGAUUCACUCCAGUGAAGCUGUGCAGGUCCUCAAGCAUCACAGAGACACUGAUUCUGACAGAGUUUUCUUUAAUGGAUAUUUUGAAGGACCGGGACCAAAUGGGACCAAGUUGAAAGAAACAGUGCAGUGUAAUGUGAAGUGGGACAAAAAUGGACUGGAGAGGAUGGGGACUGGAGAUUGUUGCUGUGAAUACAAAGAUUCCCACAGUGGAGAAGAAUGGCGCUGUCAGAGACCCAAAUCCUUGCCAUGCAGCGCUCGCGUUUAUCACUCUAUGGGCGGGUAUCACAACCGUUUGACUGUCAUUGAAGCAAUGUUUAUGAAGCAAACCAACAAAGUCAUCAAUGGACAAAGAACAACAAUCAAGAUUUUUUCUUCCAAUGGAACAGUGGGAAUUGAUGCAAUACGGAAAUGUCGUCCUGGUUUGCACACACCAGUUCCAGCUGGGUUUUACUUGAAUGAUGUUUGGACGUCCUUUGUGUGUAGCAUCCGUCCUUUUACUACCCAAACAACAACAGAGUGCCUGAAAGACAAACACAUCUACAUGAUGGGAGACUCGACCAUGAGACAGUGGUUUGAGUUCUUCCUUAAAGCAGUACCAACUUUAAAGCGGAUGAACCUGCAUGUUGAAUAUCACGGAGGUCCUCUUAUAGCAGUGGAUGUGGAGAACAACAUUGACUUACACUGGAGGUCUCACGGUCUUCCUCUGCGCUGGCUGAAAACCGAAGUUUCUAAUCUGCACUACAUCAGUAAUGAGAUUGAUGAUCUGACUGGAGGACCUCACACUGUUAUUGUCUUUAAUCUGGGACCACACUUCACGACAUUUCCUCUGGAUUUCUUCACCCACAGAGUGUUAAAGAUCCGCAAAGCAGUGCAAGAUUUGUUACAACGGGCACCAGACACUACCGUUAUUAUCAAGACUGUAAACACCGGCUAUAAGGAUGUGUUUGGCAGUGACUGGUAUUCUUUGCAGUUGGACAAAACCCUACGGUGGGCUUUUCAGGAUGUUGGUGUUUAUAUUUUGGAUGUUUGGCAAAUGACAGCCUGUCACUACAACAUAGAGAACCUUCAUCCAGCUCCCGUCAUUAUCAAAAAUGAAAUGGACAUAUUUCUAUCUUUCAUUUGUCCUGAAUGAUUUUUUUCAGAAGCAAUAAGGUGGUUAAAGCAACAGUAAUGUUUUUUCUUGUACUGUUUUAUUCUAUUUUAUUAAUUUAUAUAUUUAAUAUGUUAAACAUGGAAAUGUUAUUUUCAAGAACAUGAGAAACAGUGUCAGAAACUGCUGAGGGUUGCAGAUAAAUUAUGAACUGUUGCACAAAAUCUGGCACAAAACAAACUGAGAAACCCACUUCUUUUCACCAGUUUGGAAACAGCUUAUAUUAUAGUAAGAUCUCUUCAGAGACCCAUCAGUGACGUGGUAUACUCUGAAUUCUUUUUAGAUUUGAUCUUUAAUACACUUUAUAUGUUAACAUUUUAUUUUUCAGAUAUAGUCCAAAUAUCACGUUAGCUCAAAGUAAAUAAUAGUCUAUAGAAAAUACUGUAUAGCGUGCAUGGCUUGUUAUCUUUGUAUUCUUUGUAAAACUGAUUGAAAUGUUGUGCAAAUACAGCUAAUAACAGUAAAGUAGUUUAUCCUAAAAAUAAAGCGAUUGACUUUGGUAA